Messenger RNA from Perognathus longimembris pacificus (Pacific pocket mouse), 2475 nucleotides. RefSeq names its product 6-phosphofructo-2-kinase/fructose-2,6-biphosphatase 1 (gene Pfkfb1). Lineage: Eukaryota; Metazoa; Chordata; Mammalia; Rodentia; Heteromyidae. Bases 886 to 2232 code for a protein of 448 amino acids. Gene Ontology annotation, molecular function: 6-phosphofructo-2-kinase activity; fructose-2,6-bisphosphate 2-phosphatase activity; ATP binding. Gene Ontology annotation, cellular component: cytosol; 6-phosphofructo-2-kinase/fructose-2,6-biphosphatase complex. Gene Ontology annotation, biological process: fructose metabolic process; fructose 2,6-bisphosphate metabolic process. The record is from RefSeq and is a predicted model, not a curated record. The transcript is spliced from 15 exons.
CCCCAGGACCAGAACACACACAAACAAAAACAACAGAAUGAAUUACUAAGGAAGACUGUGACAGAGGGAGACAAAAGCCUUGUACUUUGCGGGCUUUACCCCAUUCCUCACAUUACAACCAUUUCUCUCAUUAUCUCAAUUCUGUUCAUUUUCUAAAUUGACAGCUAGAAGUAUUUACGUGACUUUGCUGCAAACUAAUCAAAAAAUCUUCCUAUGACCUGUUUUCUAAGCAAAGUCUAGUGGAUGAGUUAGACUGUAUCAGCAUUUAUCAUCCAUUUCAUAGUAUGGCAUGCAUUUUUUGUUGGUUUUCAUUUACAGAUCCUGUCUCAUAACUCCCUCAAGGCAAGCAAUGAAAAAACAGGUAUUUUUCUUUCCCUAAGGCAGGUCACAAAAGCAUAACUUUCUUUGCCUUUAGCUAGCUAUUAAGAAAUGUUCUGACCUAGCCUUGUCUAAUACUAGGUCAUAAGACCCUCAUUCCAGAGGAGUCUUGCCCCUCUGAGGAAGGAAUGCUGAAAAAUCUGAACAGACAGGCUUUGCUGGGUUUCCCCACACAAUAUUUCAGCAAUUGUGCCUAUGCAACCAAAUCUUCAUAAAUACCAAAAGGACAGAGUUCACAGAGCUUCUGGACAGUUGAACAUGUGGAGCCUUGAAGGAAUGUGAACAAGGAUUCAUCCGAAGACCGGGAAGGUAGCACAUCCCAACUCCACAGGAACAGCAGCUUUGCACGGGAGACCCUUCCAGUUCUGCUCCAUAUGCCUCUUCAUCUAACAGUUUAUUUGUUCCUUCCCAGGAACCAACAAGUAUCUCCAAGUUUCCUCUUUGAUGACACCUACUGGAUCUGCUGUGGGGGUCUGUAAAUGCAGGAGAGCUGUCGGAUAAUUAGUGAUGGAAGAAAAAACCUCAAACAGAACAGCAACCGUACCCCAGUUUACCAAUUCCCCCACGAUGGUGAUCAUGGUGGGUUUACCAGCUCGAGGCAAGACGUACAUCUCCACAAAGCUCACGCGAUACCUAAACUGGAUAGGAACACCAACUAAAGUGUUUAAUUUAGGCCAAUAUCGACGAGAGGCAGUGAGCUACAGGAACUACGAAUUCUUUCUCCCAGACAACAUGGAGGCCCUACUUAUCAGGAAGCAGUGUGCCAUAGCAGCUCUGAAGGAUGUCCAUAAUUACCUCAGCCAUGAGGAAGGUCACGUUGCGGUUUUCGAUGCUACCAACACUACCAGAGAACGACGGUCACUAAUUCUGCAGUUUGCUAAAGAACAUGGUUAUAAGGUCUUCUUCAUUGAGUCAAUUUGUAAUGACCCGGACAUCAUUGCAGAAAACAUCAAGCAAGUGAAACUUGGCAGCCCUGAUUACAUAGACUGUGACCAAGAAAAUGUUUUGGAAGACUUUAUAAAAAGAAUUGAGUGCUAUGAAGUCAACUACCAACCCCUGGAUGAUGAAUUGGACAGCCACCUGUCCUACAUCAAGAUCUUCGACGUGGGCACACGCUACAUGGUAAAUCGAGUUCAGGACCACGUUCAGAGUCGCACAGUGUACUACCUCAUGAACAUCCACGUCACCCCACGCUCUAUCUACCUGAGCCGGCAUGGCGAGAGUGAACUCAACCUCAGAGGCCGCAUCGGAGGUGACUCUGGACUCUCAGCUCGGGGCAAGCAGUAUGCCUAUGCCCUUGCCAACUUCAUUCAGUCCCAGAACAUCAGUUCCCUGAAGGUGUGGACCAGCCACAUGAAGAGGACCAUCCAGACAGCAGAGGCCCUCGGUGUUCCAUAUGAACAGUGGAAGGCCCUGAAUGAGAUUGAUGCGGGUGUCUGUGAAGAGAUGACUUAUGAAGAAAUCCAGGAACACUAUCCUGAAGAAUUUGCACUACGGGACCAAGAUAAAUAUCGCUACCGCUAUCCCAAGGGAGAGUCCUAUGAGGAUCUGGUUCAGCGUCUGGAGCCAGUUAUAAUGGAGCUAGAGCGACAGGAGAAUGUUUUGGUGAUCUGCCACCAGGCUGUCAUGCGGUGUCUCCUGGCCUACUUUCUGGAUAAAAGUUCAGAUGAGCUGCCCUAUCUCAAGUGCCCUCUGCACACAGUUCUCAAACUCACACCUGUGGCUUAUGGCUGUAAAGUGGAGCCCAUCUACCUGAACGUCGAGGCUGUGAACACACACCGGGAGAAGCCAGAGAAUGUGGACAUCACCCGAGAACCCAAGGAAGCCCUGGAUACCGUCCCUGCCCAUUACUGAGCCUUUUCCAAGAGUUCAAACUGUCUCUGUGCUCACUGCCUUCUGCCUGUAGGAACAGCUGUACCUGCCCUUCUCCUGAAACCACUCUGGCCUUGGCCUCGAUGAGAGAGCCCCUGCUAUAAUGCACAAGUCCUCAGCAAUAUCCAGACUCAAUUCCUAGGUACAACUACAAAGCCUACCUAGCUCUAGAUCAAACACUCUUAAUUCCUAUUUUCUGAUGAAUAAAGACUUCUUACUGCCUGU